This is a messenger RNA of Musca vetustissima, 1008 nucleotides long. RefSeq lists its product as uncharacterized. Bases 1 to 1008 code for a protein of 335 amino acids. Gene Ontology annotation, cellular component: lipid droplet. The record is from RefSeq and is a predicted model, not a curated record. Lineage: Eukaryota; Metazoa; Arthropoda; Insecta; Diptera; Muscidae. The transcript has 5 exons. Gene Ontology annotation, molecular function: oxidoreductase activity, acting on the CH-OH group of donors, NAD or NADP as acceptor.
AUGCUGAACAGCAAGUGGCUUAUGGGUUUUAUUGUUAAUCAAUUGCCAUUAAUCGGUCUUAUUGUGGCAUAUCCAGCAUUUAUUGUGGCAUCCAUAAUCUAUCAAGUGGUGAAAUGGUUAAGACCAAAGAAAACAAAUAUUUCACUCAGCAACGAAGUGGCCGUGAUAACUGGUUCUGCUGGCGGUUUGGGUCGUGAAAUAGCCAUCGAUUUGGCUAAGCGUGGCUGUCGCAUUGCCAUCGUCGACAUACAACAAACGUUGGCCGAAGAAACAGCCGAACAUAUAGCGGAAACAUACAAUGUUAAAGCCAAAGCGUACAAGGUUGAUGUAUCGGAUCACAAACAAAUUUCCGAAUUACGAGACAACGUCACCAGAGAUUUGGGAGAUACAACAAUUUUAGUUAACAAUGCUGCAGUGUUAUUCUUUUCAACAGCACAAAAUCCACCACUAGAAGAAGUCCAACGUAUGAUUAAUGUUAACGUCAGUGCCGUAUGUUAUACGACUGAAAUAUUUCUACCCAAAAUGAAAGAACUGAAUCGUGGCCAUAUUGUCAACAUUUCAUCUGCUUCGGCCCUCUUGGCUUUUCCCACAAUGAGUGUUUAUGCUGCCACCAAAGCUGCAGUGCGCCACCUCACAUGGAUGCUGCGAUCGGAAUUAAUGCUACUUGGUCAUAACAUCACGGCGACCACUGUAAUGCCAACAUUUUUAAAUACAAAUAAAUAUGUUAAGAAAUUAGUCGAUAUGAAUGGUAUACGAGGAGCUUCGGGUGGUAGUGUUGCCCGACGCAUUGUUGAGGGCAUGUUGGCCGGGGAAGAUGAACUGGUCAUACCCGGUUCCAUUAAGUAUAUGUAUAAAUUAUUUGAAUUACUGCCAACCUAUAUAAAGGAACGCUUUUUGACACUGAUUGUUGGUAGCAAUUACAAAAGAUAUAUAAAAUCGAGUAAAGUCAAAGAACUACUGCAGGAAGGUACCAUCAAAUGUGAUGUAAAUAAUAAUACAAAAUCUUAG